AUGCGAGUGGAGUCGUCCAGCGUGGUGCCAGGGGUGGUCGUCGUCCGGGAGGAGCUCGCCGCAGCGUGCCCGGCCGUCCCGGAGGUGCCGGCGAGACCUUCACCAGCCCGUGUGACCGUGUCCGCCUCCGGGCCCAGACCAGCGGUGCAGCAGGUGGAGGCGACAGCCCAGGAGUCGGCCAGCGAGGUGCCGGGGGUGGUCGCCGGUCAGGAGGAGGUCGCCGCAGCGGGCCCUGCUGUCCCAGAGGAGCGACAGAAGAUCGACAAAGCUAAGGCUGUUUUUGUUCCUUCUGUUUGUGUUAGUGAUGUUCAGUCAGAGUCUAGCGCUAAUGCUGUGGCAACAGGGUCUAACAUAGAUAGCAGCAGGAUUAGGCUAGCUAAAGUUGUGCGCGGGUCGUUUCAUCAGGGAAAUGCCCGAUUUGUGUAUGGUGGAGUGCAGUGUAUGGCUAUAGCUUUGGUCAGCUUAGCCAAACACACGGUGAGGAGCGCGUUCUCGUGGGACAGGCUGGAUCUGGAUCGCGCGUUGGUUGAAGGUGAUGAGUUGUACACGAGUUUGCGUGACCUCAACAUCUUCAGCCAUGUGUCUAAUCUGCUGUCUGUGCCAGAUUUGCCACAACAGCUGGAGUUAGACGGACAGUUGUUUAGGUUCGGUUUUGGCGACACGGUGUUAGGCGAAGUAGGCGUGACCGAAGGUGAAUACAUCGAUUUCGGUGUAUUCAUCAGCUUGCGUAAUGGACUGGAGAGAAUUUUCAGUCAAUACACCACAUGUCUUUUGACAAUGUGUGGAAACACCACUGCCAUCGUGCGUGAGGGUGGACGGUUCGCUGUGGUCGACAGUCACUCACGCAGUAACACUGGCUUGUUACACCACGACGGUACAAGCGUGGUUCUGCAUUUCACGUGUCUCGACGACCUGCACCACUACAUCUGUCGUUUGGCCGACAGUCUCCGUUCGAGGGAGAAGCUCUUUGAGCUGUGUGGUGUGACGUUUCUCCAGCGAGGUGAGCAGCGGUUCAGCAGCAGAACCAACGGUGACCAAUGGCAGAAAGCGUGUCAUUUCUUCUGA
Messenger RNA from Myripristis murdjan (pinecone soldierfish), 1065 nucleotides. RefSeq lists its product as uncharacterized. NCBI's taxonomy places the organism in Eukaryota, Metazoa, Chordata, Actinopteri, Holocentriformes, Holocentridae. The transcript is spliced from 5 exons. The coding region runs from base 1 to 1065 and encodes 354 amino acids. The record is from RefSeq and is a predicted model, not a curated record.